This is a messenger RNA of Etheostoma spectabile (orangethroat darter), 967 nucleotides long. RefSeq lists its product as uncharacterized. NCBI's taxonomy places the organism in Eukaryota, Metazoa, Chordata, Actinopteri, Perciformes, Percidae. The record is from RefSeq and is a predicted model, not a curated record.
CCAUGCAAUUUCUCUUUUCUUCCAGGUCGUUUCCAGCACCGCCACCACAUCAUCUGGCAGUUUGAUUGACGCCUCUGUGACAAGAAUCACUAUCCCUCCUGCACCUCCAUCAAACCUUGCUGCAGCCUGUAUUAGUCUUUCUGUCUCCCAUUCUAUGGCCAUUCUCCCCUUUCUCUCUUCCCCCUUCCUCUACUCUGGUCUCUGUGUAGACCAAAAAGCACCCUGCCACUGAUACCCACUCAGAUUCAGCUGGCUCUGUAAUUGUUUAUAACAUUUUUUUUUUCACAUUUACAAUAGUUAUUUCUUUUCACUUUACAUUUACAAUAGCUAUUUUUUUAAACACCAAUCUCUCUUUCUCUCUGUCCUCAUCAGGCCCAGUAGUGCCUCUGCCUGCAUCAUCUGGAUCCUUUCAAUCCUGGUUGCCUGUCUGAGAAAUUAUCUCCCUGUUCAAAACCAGCAGUGGACUUAAUCUACACUGUGGCAAAACCUGCGUCUAAGGCUGUGGAUGAGCACAACAUGGACUGGGUCUUGUGGACAGCCCAGCAGAGUAUCUAGUGGGUCUGAAGAACCAUACUGGUUUGACCUUGAGCAACCAACAGUCAGCACCAUCAUUGACCUCCGGCAGAGCCUGCUGUCAUAUGACCAGCAACAGGUGGUGUUCACUGCCAGGCACCAAGACAGGCUCAUAACAGGAAAGUUCAGGUCUCCAAAGGCAGAGUUCACUCCUGGUAUAGAGAGCCUGAAGCGGUGUGUGCUGGGAUCCACUGCUUCCCCUACCCAGUGGCGGCCAGACUGCUGCCGCUUGGUGGAAGCCAUUUGUAUUAGACUCUGCAAUUUACCCAAGAAUCUAAAAAAGAAAAUAAAGGGUAAAGAACAGGACUAUAUUACAAGAUGGACUUGUGUCUUGCAGGAUUACCGCAAAAUCCGGCAUCUUAUUCUGGGUAAUGGAGCCAUCAUGCAGAGCACU